UACGCCGAAGUUUGGUACUACUUCCUGGCAAGGAUACGUGACACCAACAAGGGCUUUGCUAUGGUCUCUGUAUAUGGCCGCCCCAAGCUCACUCUUCGGCAAGAGUCAUUGGAUACAAUUCACGCUUGCCAGUACUGUGGAGAUGCUAACUUGCUUGUCGUCGACGUUGAGUGCAUCAGAUCUGUGGUUGCUAUGCUCCCCCACCGCUUCCCUGGGCGUCCAGAUGACGAGAAUCUGAGUUUUGCAGUUGACAAA
This is a messenger RNA of Coniophora puteana RWD-64-598 SS2, 255 nucleotides long. RefSeq lists its product as uncharacterized. The annotation marks the transcript as partial. The record is from RefSeq and is a predicted model, not a curated record. NCBI's taxonomy places the organism in Eukaryota, Fungi, Basidiomycota, Agaricomycetes, Boletales, Coniophoraceae. The transcript has a single exon.